Messenger RNA from Homo sapiens (human), 3262 nucleotides. RefSeq names its product translation initiation factor IF-2-like. The transcript is spliced from 2 exons. Lineage: Eukaryota; Metazoa; Chordata; Mammalia; Primates; Hominidae. The record is from RefSeq and is a predicted model, not a curated record. The coding region runs from base 175 to 756 and encodes 193 amino acids.
CGGACACGGGGCGGGGCCUCAGCGCGGCGGGGCGGGGCUGCCCUGAGGCCCCACCCCGCUUCGGCGCCGGGAACAAAGGCGCCCGCGCACCCGUGGGGAGGACCCCCGCCCGUCGGCCCGCCGCGCCUGCGCCCCGCGACCCCCAGACAGGCCGCAGGCGGGGACGGAGGCGCGAUGGCGGCGGGAGCGCGCGCCGUUCCCGGUCGACCCACCCAGCCCUCAGUCCCGCAGAGCUUUCUCACGCGGCCCCGGACACAGCCCGGCGGCCACGAGCGGCCCUGUCACGCACGGCAGCCCCGCCCACAGGCCGCAGGCCCGGCGGCCGGCGCGUCAGUCAGGCGUACUCGCACGGGCGGCCGCUACCCCGCGGUCCCGCACAGACGCAGCCCCCGCGUCCCGAACACCGCCCAUGCAGCGACCGGGACGGGACGUGAGGGGAUGGCGCGUCCUCCGGGAAUGCCCGGCCAAACUCAGUUACCUGGGCGGGCUUCCCGGACAAGGGAGCCAGGACGGGCCGCCUCACACCGGCGGCGGCGGGUCCUCCGCGCGCCCUCUCCCGGGAGGGGCGGGGGCGGGGCUGCCUGCGGAUUGGUCGCGGGCACUGAUGGACAGCCGACAUGUCCCGCCCCCCCGGCAGCGCGGGGCUGGUCCGCAGGCAGUUCUGGCGACGGCCAGACCCACGUCUGUCUGUUCCGCCCCUGCUGCCAGGGUGGCUUUCAGUGGUCCUCUCUUUCGGAGAGUUCCCCCCAAGCGUGAGCACCCCUUACAGGGGCGUUAGGUCCGCGGCCGCGCUGUCCAGUGGUCUGACCUGCAGCUCCCAGGGCCUUUGUGUCUGUCCCUCGCAUGGGCCUCUGCACGCUCCGUCCCCACGCGACAGGACUCGAGUCCGAUUCGGGGCUCCGACUCAGACCCUACCCCGCAGCGCCCUCCUGCAAAUGCUCUCCUGAACUUUGGUUUUCCCCGCCUUGCUUUCUUCCUCCUCCUGUAGCCGCUGCCUCUCGAUCUCAGAAGCUUCUCUUCCUCUGCACUCAGUGCUAGGCCAGAUCCCAAGGCGACCUGACCUUUCCCCUGGCUUUGCCCAACAACACAGGCACCGGUGACUCCAAACCUGCAUCUCCCCUACGUUCCAGGCCCCAGCAUCCCACUGCAUGUUCCACAUCCCCCCCCCUUAGACAGCUCGCCUUCCCUCCCCAAACGAUUCCUUCCACAGUCUUCACUUUCUCAGAACGCGGCGCUAAACUUCUCUAAGUUGGAAGGUCAAAAACCUUGCAGCUAACUUUGAUUCCUCCCUUUGCCUCACCUCCAAUCCAUCAAGACCUUGUCACUCAGCCCACAAGCUGAAGGCCCCAUCUCCUGUCACCCAGACUACUCACCUUGUUUGGUUUUGCCUGGAUCUAUCAGUUUGGUUUUGCCUGGAUUUAUCAUGCUUUAAAUCUUUAAAAUGAAAUUAAAUCAUGAUCCCCUACAUCCAGGCUAAAACCCUCCGUGAAUUCCCAUUGCACCUAAAAUCCACACUCCCUGCUUGGCCUAGCAGGUUCUAUAUGACCUGCCCAUCUCACCAGUUUCAUCUCUCACAAGUGAUCCUUCACUCUCCAUUCUCCAGCCACAAGGCCUUUUUCUGGUUAUGGAAUAUAAUUCAUACUCUUUGUCUUUCUGAAGCCAUUCUUGAAACUCACCCCUGCAAUCUAUCUACCCUUGUCAGCACCGCCAAAAUUGAGGACACCCACGGUCGCGGUGGAGCCUGUCUGACAUGUUGAGCCAGGCAGUGGGUCGGCUGCCAGGCACAGCAGGACAACUUACUGCAUUUCAGAGGAAUGAUGGUCCACAAUUUACUGAUGAGGAAACAGAGAUUCAGAGAAGUUCUACAAUUUGCCCCAAAGCCACAUAACAUGACUAGGUGGGAACUAGAACCCAAGUCGGCCUGACUCCAUGAGUUUUCUGCCUCACAGGAGAUCCACUGGCUUAGGUAAGUCCUGGUGGUCAGUAGUCAGUGGGCAUGGAGGCUAUCUGGUUAAUCAGCAUGGGUGAGGGGAGGCAUGCUCACCGCUGGCCUUGGGCACAGGGAAUCCAGCAGAACGUGAGUGCUCACAGAGUGUGGCUUGAACUGGCUUAGGCUUGAAGUUCUGUGGACCCUGCUCUUCUCUGUGUUGGGCAUUGACAACAUGAGGAGCACAAGAGAGACACAGCGCCAGCUCUCUGGGAGUUCAGACAUUAAAUAAACACUCUGUUACAUAAAGACAAUUAUGAUGAGGGCUAGAAGGAAAAACAUUGGGUCGAGAUCUCUUCAGACCUCAGCAGAGGUCUAAAGGAAGUGAGUCGAUGGCGAGGUGAAUUAUUAAAGGUGGGUUGGAGAAAAGUACAUUCCAAGUAGAGGUAACAGCAUGUACAAAGGCCCUGAGGCCAGGAAGAGGUUGUUGAAUUUAGGGUUACAAAGCUAGAGUUUCCUGACUGAGGAGGGGACAGGGAGUGAUGAGACCAGGAAGGCAGACGGGGGCUGAAUGGGGCCCCUCUCUGGCUGUCUGAUCCUGUUUUGUACAGGAGGCACCCUCUUAAGUGCUGCAGCCCUCAUUGAGCUUACUGUGCUGACUCCGGCAGCCUGUGGGCUCUGAUGCACUUUUUACAUCCGUUUCUCCAUUUUUUUGGGAGCUUCCUAACAUGCAGGGUAAGGCUUCCUUGCUUUUACUUUUGCCUCUGGGUCUGGACCUCUAGGGGCUCAAGAAAUCCCUGCCAACAAGAGCUUGAGUUUUCAGCCCGUUGCCAGGCCUGUAAUCAGGGAACAGGACCCAUUUCCUCCUGGGACUUCUGGGCCAGCAUCCCAGGCCUCAGGUGCCUCCUUCCACCAAAGGAGGUGCAGGAAAAACAGGGCAUGCAGAGGGUGUGGUCUGUGUGGGCUUCCCCCAGCUCAGCAUAUAUAUGGGUGCGUGGGUGUGAAUGGCAAUACGUGCAGCUGCGCUGUCUGGGAGGAGCAGCCCAGCACCCACACAAGCACACGCCUGUGACGUCACCCAUGCUAGCCCUGCUCAGGCCUAUUUCUGUGAACAUGCAUGCUUCAGCAUGCCCUGGCCUACACUGUACCUGUGCCCAUGCCCAGAGUCUGGGGAGAGUCCCAGCCCAACUGCCCCUCGGGACCUGUGGGUUUGGCCUCACAGCUGUUUAUUAAAUGACCACUUAGAACAGUGGUUGACAUAUAGUAAACACUAUGGAACUGCUUUAUCCACAUUGUCUCAUUUCUUCCUCAUUACAGCCCUAUAAGUGCUCUUAU